Paramecium tetraurelia is the source of this 5526-nucleotide messenger RNA. RefSeq lists its product as uncharacterized. Lineage: Eukaryota; Ciliophora; Oligohymenophorea; Peniculida; Parameciidae. The transcript has 2 exons. The record is from RefSeq and is a predicted model, not a curated record.
AUGAACAUUGAUGAAUAGAAAUGCAUUCUGAGAAUUGAACUAAUUGCAGGACAUCAGAUGUUGUUAGACAAAGAUCAAUAGAGGUGUUUCAUAGAGUUCAAGUUGGAUGGAGAGGCCAAAUAGAGCAUUGAAAAGACAAAGCCGGAUGAUUAUUUUGAAUAGGUGUUUCACUUUCAUCUGAAUCAAAAUAAGAAUGCCAAUCGAGAAUUACAGAUUCUAUUAUGCAACAUCAAUAGGGGUGGGUACAUGUCAAAGCAGACUCUGGGUAAGGUCAAUCUGCGAGAAUUGAAGUUUCAACUCAAUCAGCCUUUCGAUUUACCCAUUCAAAAUCGAAUCAAGGAUAAGGUAGUCACCAUCCAAGUCGUGUUAUCAUUCAUCAAUAAUCUCUUCGUGGAUAAUGUAACUGGGGAGAUCGUUGUCAACUUGUAAUCCAUGAUUCCAUAGAACAAAGGAAUAUUGGCAAUGUCUUUGGGGGGAAGUCAAACAACCUACACUUUCUAGGCAGGUACCGAAUUGAGGAUAAUGAACGACUCGCCCUAUUGUAAAUUGACAUUCAUCUAUUAUUACAAUGUAAUUCCUAAGGAUUACUUUGGUAUCAAUCAAAUUAAGUUAUUGAAACAGGCUUUUGUGAAGAAAGAAAUAUUUCUGUGCGAUCUCAAUUGGAAACAGAAGAACAACGAACUGGAAGUGUACUUGGACAAGGUUCAAUUGAACACAGGCAUGCUGAGACUGAGAUUAACAUUGUCAAGGAAACAGGAAAUUCUAAAGGUCGUUGAAGAAAAGUAAUUGGUGCCUCAGAAAAGAGUCAUGGCCAUCAAAUCUAUUAAAAUAGAUGGAUUUCCAACCAAGGAGUUAGGUACUGCCAAAUAUUAUCUCCAAAUCCGUACGCCCAAUUACUUUUAUUUUACUCACAUCAGUGUGAUACCAUAAUGGGAUUGUGACAUUGCCUUGUACGAGUAGAAUUAUACGGCCAUUCUUUACAAUUAUUGUGGAGACAAGAAGACUUCCUUUUUGGCCAAAUUCGAGAAUGGCAACGAAGGUGAACUGAGUUUGCCAUUCUAAUAAUUCUUGAAGACUUUUUAUGGUUCAAAUCCAAAUCAGUUCUAAAAAGUGACUUAGUUUCUCAAUCUAUAAAUGCACAGCGAUAUUCAGUAUCAUACUUCUCUUUUGAUUGACAAUCCGAGAGGCAUAGUCAAUCUCCCUAUUACUGAGUUCAGUAUCAAUGAAUAUAAAGGGAAUUACAUGAUGUUUCAAACUUCAUCGAUUUAUGAUUACGUUUAGAUUCGAAAGUACAAGGCAAAUAAGGCUGAAAUUGCAUUUGAUAUACCCUUGUAUGAGAUUGAGGAUAAAAUAUUAUUCGGCGGACAAUAAAUACCAAUCAAGUAUGAGUGUGAUUCGCAAUCAAAGGAGGAGGUUGUUGAGGAGAAAUUGGAAAAAAGUAACUUUGUGAAAAUCACAAUCCAUUCAGUCAAAAUUACCAAGAAUGAAAAUCUAUAGUUGGCAAUCACAACUGAUGAAUUGACUUUUUAGACAUCGAAAAUUUGUGGAAUCUACUUUGGAUAAUCAUUCAUCUGCAAAUUCCCAAAUAAAUUGUCAUUUCAAUUGAUCAAUCGAACAGAAAAUGAUAUUAUUUAAGAUACAUAUACUUCAUUCAUUGAUUUGUAAUAAUUAGAUUUCUUAGGAACUGAGUCGUUUAUUAAUGUGUAGAUGAAUUCCAUUGGAAAGCAAUGUCUGCUUACGAUUAGAUUGGAAUUGAGUGGACAUAUAUCAUAAUCAAAUCGCAUAUCCAUCACUCCUUAAGCACUCUAUCCUGUGAGUACUGAAGGUGCCUAUUACAUGAGAGUGUUAUUUUCUUAUAGAUUCUUUUAUGAUUACCAAUAGGUUAAGAGUGAGAAGGAUUACUUGGUGUUUGAUACAUUUGAUUGGACAACUGAAGAUCUGUGGAAAUCCAUUCGAUUUCAAUUAUUUUAUCAGAGUGGCAACAAAAAGGAGAACCACACUCUGUUGGCAGACUAUCAACUACAGGCUAUCGAUUUAUUAUGGAAAAACAAGACGUUAGGAUACGUGAUAAGAGAGAAAUGCAGAUUCGUGAUUAAGAAAGAAUAAAAAUACGGAGUGGACACGCCUCAAAAAAUGAUCAAGGAAUUAGAUCAGCCGAAACUCUUUGUCAAGUUUACUCCAUUAUCUAUUUAAUUUCAAUAGAAUUCUCAGGACUACGAGUAGGUGGAAGGGUAUGCUUUGUAAUUGCAUCACAUUUAGAAUGAUACCAUAGCUCGAUUGGAGGACAAUCUUAAUUUUGAAUACAAUGGGAAUAUUAUGGAAUUUGAUAGGACUGAGAAUAGUGUGUUGAAAUUUCCAGCUUCCACAUAAUUGACGAAAUUGUAAAUGGACAUCAGUGUGAUCAAGUUAAUUAAAUAGGAGCUCAGAAUAAAUUAAUUUGUUGUUCCAGUAGAUUUGAAACAAUUAGAUGCAAUUCAAUAUGUGGAAAUUAGAAAUGAUGUCCCGAUGAUAUUAAAGUUUCGAAGGUAGAUCAUUCAGCAUAUGAGAUUGUCUCAUACAUCGAUUUACGAUGUUUCAAUCACUAAUAUUGGUAUAACAAAUUAGGAUAAUAAGAUUAAUCUGAAGUUUUACGUAGGCACAACGACAUUAAUUAAUUAUCCUUGGAUUAAGGAUGGAGUGCUUGAACAAACUUAUAAGGAGAGUGUGCAACCCAUUUUAUUUUAAUUGGAUGAAAUUGAUACCUGUUUAGAAUUUGUCCUGUUCACUGAUGCAUUGGUUUUUAGAAGACAUGUAAUUAAUAUUAGCACCAUCCAAUUCAUUUAUAAUGAAGAACAACAAUUAGGGACCUUCGAUUUGAAUCUAGAUGAAUUUAAGUGUUAGAUUAUUAUCAAAGAGUCUAGUGAACAAUUCAAGGCAGACUCAAUCAAUGUGUCAUUUAACACCUUAACUAAGUUGAAACAUAUGGCAGGGAAAUUUAUCAAAUACAGAUUUAAUUAUAAUUUCGAAUGUAAAGAAUUCUCUAGUUAAUUGAAAUACACAUUUUUUACGUCCAUAUCAUCCUACGUAGCAUAGAUGAUAUAAAGGAGCGAAGGGUAGACUGAUGGGGAAUACGAAUACACAAUUAUCAUCCCAGAAAGAAAGAAGUUUCCAAGGAAUCACUCAGUGGCUAAAAUAUUUUUAGGUUCUAAGGAAUUGUAUCUAGUUAGACAUCAAGAAACAAGGGCAGAGGAUAUGGAGACAAUUCUGGAAACAAAAAUCAAGAUUAGAAAUAUCCAUGUUCUGAGCACUCAACCAACUCAAAGUUUCACUUGUCUCACUAAGGAAGGCAAGAUUAUCGAAUUGGAUACACAAUACUUAGUGUAUAAGUAGAUAAAGAGUUAGUUUACUAUUGGCAAAUUCGAAAUUAUGAUUUAUAGAUUAUUGAAAGAUAUUGAGAAGGACUAUCAGAAUAAAUACAUUGGACCUGAUUUGAGAUUGAGAUUGAAAUACAAUAAGUAAAAGUACUGGAUUACAAGCAUUAAUGAUUAAGGACUCAUGACUGAUGGAGAGUUCUAGAAAUGCGAAUUUUAUGUUACCAAUGUUACAGAUCUCUUAAAGAUUUAAUUAUAUAUUCAUGACUAUUUGGUUGCUGAGAAUGAGUAUUGUGUUCCUCUAUUGAAGGAGCAAUUCAUUUAAGAACUGUAGAGAAUACUUUAUAAAUCUAAUGAUUUGAUCUAUCAUUUUCAUCAAAAGUUAAAGCUUAAGAACAUUUGGGUCAUGGGUAGAUGCAAAUUCUAGAAGUAGAAUUGGGUAAAGUUGUUCAUGAAGUUUCAAAAAUUAAUCAUAAAAAUGGAUGAUGAUGAAGAGAAACAACUAAGGAGUUAUUCCUUAAAAGUAUCAAAUAAACAAUUAGAUUGGAUAUCGAAGGUAUACUCAACGUCAAGGAACAGCACAGAGAUUGAAUUUUAUGAUGAAGAAAUUGUUGAUUAAGUGAUCUUGCCUGGAGAAGAGGAUCAGUCCUACUUCAAAUUGCAAGUAAGAAUGAAUGGGGAUAUACUUGCUGAGAAAUUACUAGUCUUAAAACCAUUUAUCGUGAGGAAUGUCUCUAAUUUCCCUUUCGAAUUUAAACUAAAUGAGAAAGUAUCGGUUUCUACUACAAUUGAAGUUUCACAAAAAUUCAAGAGUGAUACUUUAAAAAAAGUAGCACCUGAGGAAUACAAGUUUGACUUCAGGAAAUCCAGUUAUGAAGAAAUGGUAAUCACAAUGCUGAACUUUUAAGGGAAAUUUGAUAAGAUUCUCAAAGAAAUAUUUGAGUUCCUUAUGUAUAAUCUACCAAACAAAUACGAACCUGACCAACUAUUUAAAGUCUGCAAAGCCAUUUUCUGCAUCCAUAAUAAAAAUCUUAUGUUGUCUUGUUAUUCAACUCAGUGCAUGUCCACCAUCUACUUGUCUCAUAGUGACCGACUCAUGGGUCAAAUCAGCCAUUUGCUAUUAUUGCAGCAACUACAGGAUCUCGUUAUUGCGAAGAACAAAGCCUUUAAACCGCUUAUAAAUGUUCCAUACUACGAUGAGUAUCUGCCUACUUCUGUUAAUACUAUUAAAAAUUUAGAAUUGACUGAAGGGGAAUUGCUUGCAUAUCUCAAGGCCAACUUCCACAAAGUAAAGGAGGAUCUCUUCCAAGAAUCGAGAGACAAGCACUCAGCUAAGAUCACAUUGAGUUGCAUGAAAAUCUUGGAAACCUUGCUUUAGAAGGAUCAGUAGCCUGGAGUAGAGAUGCUGACCAAUUUACCAAUUCUAACUGAAGCCUAUAAAUAGUUUGAUGAUUACGAAAAUAAAAUCGGAAAUAUAUUCACCAUUCUCACCAACUCCUUAAUCAAAAUCUAUACAAGUUAGGAUAAUGAAGCAGAAACUGCCAAAUUAAUUAACUCCAACUUCUACCUUCUCCUUCAAGUAUUCUUCGAAACUAUUGAAAAAGCUAGUUAAUAAUAAUUCAUUGCUAUACUAUUGACUAUGCAUAGUAUAAUAAAGAUUAUAAACUAAGACCAAUUGCAAUUCCUAAAACUAGUCUUAAAGUAUCUGAUCAGAAGUCUUGUUGUAUAAUAAGACCUUGAGUUGCAUAUCGGAGUAGCAGUCGAAUACUUCUAACCUAACUAUUAAUAAAUUAUUAAAUAGGUUUUGUCAGAUAUUUCCUUAGAAAACAUUGCUUUAAAGAUUAUUCAAUAAGAAUUCCAAAAUAGAAAACAGAGCAACGUUUUAUCUAACUUAUUUGACAUGAUAAUCUAAUCCAUCGAACUUGGUGUUGAAUAUGUAAAUAUAAUGUUUAUGUUGUAGCCUUACACUGAAUUAUAAGAAUACGUAAAGAAAGUGUAGCCAAAGCAUGAAUCAAAUAAAGUAAAAGUAGAAAAGUUUAUGUAAUUUAUGAGCAAAAGAUCAGAAAGAGAAGAAAAAUUAAAACAAUUAAAAGAAAAGAAGGUCCCAACAUAAACUAUUGAUGAAUAAAAGAAGAGAGUAAUGGAUAGAUUCAUGAUCUCCAAACUGCCUUGGUGA